UGCCCUUUGUGUCGUCACCAGUUGCUGCCUCUGCUCCUGGCCUCUUCAGCCUGCCGUGCUCACCCGCUCGCUCCCCAUCGCACCAGUCAACCCCGCUGCUGAACGACUCUGUCAUGGCGCUUCCGAUCCGACGCCUGCUCUGCCUGGGCGACAGGAGAUUCAUGCGCCUGCGACUCCGAUCGAUCGUCCUCGUCGUCCUUGUCGUCGUCGUUGGCACGACCCUCUUUACCUCGUUCGAUAUCUCUAAGCGAUCCAACCCCCAGCCCCGAGUCUCCACCCCAGGCUUGGUUGUGGCCCGCAACGGUGCUGUUUCAAGCGAAAAUGGAAUCUGCAGCGAGAUCGGCGUCGAGGUCCUCAAAGACGGCGGAUCGGCCGUUGAUGCGGCCGUUGCUACUGGAUUUUGUAUCGGAGUGACCAAUUCAUACUCCUCUGGCAUUGGAGGCGGUGGAUUCAUGGUCGUUCGCCAGCCCAACGGCAACUCGUCGUUCUUGGACUUUCGUGAGCAAGCUCCUGGUGCCGCGACCGAGGAUAUGUUCACCCAAGAUCCAAAACUCGCCCAGGUUGGAGGCCUAGCCGUGGGUGUUCCAGGAGAGCCCAUGGGCUACCAUGAGGCCCACAGACGAUAUGGCAAGCUGCCUUGGAAGCGUCUGGUUCAGCCUGCUGCUGACCUGUGCAUCGAGGGCUGGACCGUCUCCCCGCUGCUUGCCCAGAGGAUUGCGACUGCUGAGCCGUGGCUGCUGAAGGAUCCGGCAUUCUCUGCAGUCUUUGCUCCCAACGGCACUGGUCUCAAGGAAGGGCAGCACAUCAAGCGGGUGACCCUCGGCAAGACGCUACAGAUCAUAGCCGACGAAGGUGUCGACUCAUUCUAUCGUGGCUCGAUUGCCCACAGCCUCGUCAAGACCGUCCAGGGCGCCGGUGGAAUACUGACGCUUGAGGAUCUGGCAAACUACCGUGUGCAUGUCAACGAGACUGUGGUCGGAUACUACCAUGGUCGCAAGGUCAUCACUGGCCCGCCUCCAUCGAGCGGUGCUGUCUUUAUCACCAUCAUGAACAUCCUGGAGGGAUACGAUCUGCGCGGAGAAGGCCUUACCCUACUUAACUACCAUAGGAUCAUCGAGGCGUUCAAAUAUGCGUAUGCUCAACGAGGUUUUUACGGUGAUCCUGCCGAUGCCGUGUUCUCCAAUAUCACGAGUAUCAUGCACAAGUUCAUCGACAAGGACCUGGCGGCAGCCUACCGACACAAUACCUCGGACGACCACACCUUCAACGACAUCCAGCACUACCAGCCUGAAUAUUACAUCAAGGAUAACCACGGAACUAUGCACGUUUCGGUCUUGACGGCCGAUGGUUCGGCUGUCAGCCUGACAUCAACAGUCAAUCUUAUCUUUGGCGCUCGGUUGAUGGACCCCGAAACCGGUAUCAUUCUGAACGACGAGAUGGAUGAUUUUUCCAUUCCCGGUGUCUCGAAUGCGUUCGGCCUCGCUCCGUCGCCGUACAACUUCAUCAAGCCCGGAAAGAGAAUGACUUCGUCUUCGGUCCCAGCCAUCAUUGAGCGUGACGGCGAGGUCGAGCUCGUCGUCGGCGCCUCAGGUGGCAGUAUGAUUCCGACGGCCAGCAUGUGGACUACACUUUGCACGCUUGAGUUUGGCAUGGACCCGCUGGAGGCCCUGCGACUGCCUCGCAUCCAUCACCAGCUGUUUCCAAACCUGGCGUCGCUGGAGUACAGCGUUGACCCAGCAAUCGAAAGAUCACUCAUCAGCCGCGGUCACAACGUUACUCGCUUGGCUCCAUCGGCGUUCACCGGGGUGUCCGUGGUGAAGAAACUAAAGGACGGAACUAUCCAAGCGGCGGCCGAUCCACGCAAAGGAGGGCUGGCGGCAGGCUAUUAGAUCCCUUGGUUUCCCAAACAAAGUCGUGGUGACCCGCUCGAUGGUACAGGGGACAAACGAAUACGAUUCGCAUGGACGAGGAAGCCAACGGCUCAGAUGCAGGGGUGGCUUGGUAC
Messenger RNA from Polychytrium aggregatum, 2005 nucleotides. Its product is annotated as gamma-glutamyltranspeptidase. Lineage: Eukaryota; Fungi; Chytridiomycota; Chytridiomycetes; Polychytriales. The coding region runs from base 114 to 1889 and encodes 591 amino acids. The transcript is spliced from 15 exons. Gene Ontology annotation, biological process: glutathione catabolic process. The record is from RefSeq and is a predicted model, not a curated record. Gene Ontology annotation, cellular component: plasma membrane. Gene Ontology annotation, molecular function: glutathione gamma-glutamate hydrolase.